This is a messenger RNA of Onychomys torridus (southern grasshopper mouse), 2335 nucleotides long. RefSeq names its product molybdenum cofactor synthesis 1 (gene Mocs1). Lineage: Eukaryota; Metazoa; Chordata; Mammalia; Rodentia; Cricetidae. The record is from RefSeq and is a predicted model, not a curated record. Gene Ontology annotation, biological process: Mo-molybdopterin cofactor biosynthetic process. Bases 66 to 1751 code for a protein of 561 amino acids. The transcript has 9 exons. Gene Ontology annotation, molecular function: GTP 3',8'-cyclase activity; 4 iron, 4 sulfur cluster binding; cyclic pyranopterin monophosphate synthase activity.
UCUGGUCCCGGGCUACUGCGCUCCAGAGGCCCACUCCAGUCCAGGCACUUCCCUUUGCUAGCUUCAUGGCCGCGCGGUCUGCCUUCCGGAUGCUGCGGCAGCUCCUGAAGUUCAGCACCCGGGGCUGCAGCUCAGGAGCUCCGGUGACGCAGCCCCGCCCCGGGGAGCCCUCGAGACCUGCCAGGGAGGAGCUGUCCAUGAGACUGAAGUUCCUUCGGAAGCAUGCCGCUCCCUUCUCUGCCUUCCUCACGGACAGCUUUGGCCGGCAGCACAGUUACCUGCGGAUCUCUCUCACAGAGAAGUGCAACCUCCGAUGUGAGCCACCUCCUGGGCCAGCUCUGGGCCAUGUCCCUCUGCUGAUAUGCGGUCUGGUGGUUCCCUGGAGAAGGGGGUCCCUGAAUCUUUGCUUCUCCCUCUCUGCAGGCUUCCACAAAGUCAUGGAGGGUAUCCACAAAGCCAUUGAGCUGGGUUACAAGCCUGUGAAGGUGAACUGUGUGGUGAUGCGAGGCCUGAAUGAAGAUGAGCUUCUGGACUUUGUGGCCUUGACAGAGCAUCUUCCCCUGGAUGUACGCUUCAUUGAGUACAUGCCAUUUGAUGGCAACAAGUGGAACUUCAGGAAGAUGGUCAGCUAUAAGGAGAUGCUGGACACCAUCCGGCAGCAGUGGCCAGCGCUGGAGAAGCUGCCGGAGGAGGACUCCAGCACAGCCAAGGCCUUUAAGAUCCCUGACUUCCAAGGUCAGAUCAGCUUCAUCACGUCCAUGUCAGAGCAUUUCUGUGGGACUUGCAACCGGCUGCGCAUCACAGCUGAUGGGAACCUCAAGGUCUGCCUCUUCGGGAGCUCCGAGCUGUCCCUGCGGGACCACCUGCGGGCCGGGGCCUCUGAGGAGGAGCUUCUGAGAGUCAUUGGAGCAGCAGUGGGUAGGAAGAAGCAGCAACAUGCAGGCAUGUUCAAUAUUGCCCAGAUGAAGAACCGACCCAUGAUCCUCAUCGGGUUGUCUUGGAUGCUUCGAAAUUCCCCACCAGCUAGUUGGAGCACUCUCUCCUGGGAUCCCCUCCGUGUUCGGAAUCUGAGUGUCAGAGAGAACCUUUCUGACCAGCUGGCCACUUUGUGGAAAAGACUCCGUGUCCCCAUGACCCUUCCUCUGUCUCAACAGUGCCUGGGGUCCUGCUCCCCUCAGAGACACUACAGCUGCUACCCAGACUCUGACACUCACUCAAAGUGCCUUAGCGUAGGGUCCCAGGAUCCUGCUGUCCCCUCAGGACCAGGGCUGACUUCAACUCAGCUAACUCAUGUGGAUUCAGAAGGACGGGCAGCGAUGAUAGAUGUGGGCGGGAAGCCAGACACAGAGCGGGUGGCUGUGGCCUCUGCCGUGGUCCUUCUUGGACCUGUGGCCUUCAGGCUUGUCCAGCAGAACCAGCUUAAGAAGGGUGAUGCUCUGGCAGUGGCCCAGCUGGCUGGAGUCCAGGCAGCCAAGCUAACUAGUCAGCUGAUUCCCCUGUGCCACCACGUGGCCCUGAGCCACGUGCAGGUACAGCUGGAGCUGGACAGCACACGCCAUGCCGUGCUGGUCCAGGCAUCCUGCCGGGCCCGAGGCCCCACUGGGGUAGAGAUGGAGGCACUGACCUCGGCUGCCAUGGCUGCCCUUACCCUGUAUGACAUGUGCAAGGCAGUCAGUAGGGACAUAGUGGUGGCAGAGGUAAAGCUCAUCAGUAAGACUGGAGGUCAGCGGGGGGACUUCCAUCGGGCUUAAGAGUGCCUCACUCACCCCAAUCAUGUCUCCCAAGGAGAUGUAAUUUGGGUGGAGGAAAAGAUGUCACAUUCCUCUUAAUCUAGUCACUAUGACCUAGGAUCACCCUGUCUCUUUACCAUUGAUACUUAUUAUAACCCAUGAGGUGUCCUCAACAUGAAGACACCUCUGGCCUUGACACCUCCAGGACUCCAGCGGUGGAUACCCCCCAUGCCAUGUCAUAGUACUUGGCUUGUUUCAGAUGGCCAGCUUCAGGCAGCCCUUCUCAUUUAGGGUUCUCUCUUCUCUUCCCUGGGGAGAUAUUAAGGGCUCAUUAAGCAGAGGAACCCAUUUUGAGGAAGGAAAAACACAAGCUCCCUAAAGAAUGUAUCACAGGAUCCCCACUCCUUGGCCUCCGACCCUGCUCCAACAGGAUGCACACUUAUGGACUACAGCCCUAAGGACUCGUGCCAAACUUUACACACACCUGGUUCUGCUUACUGCGGCCUGCCCACACCUCUCUGCUCUGGCACAUAUCAGGGAAAGAAGAGGUGAAGGUGACCUUCACCCUCACAGCGCACAAAUAAAGCCACAAUGUCAGCUUUGGA